Trichoderma reesei QM6a is the source of this 7905-nucleotide messenger RNA. RefSeq lists its product as uncharacterized. The record is from RefSeq and is a predicted model, not a curated record. Lineage: Eukaryota; Fungi; Ascomycota; Sordariomycetes; Hypocreales; Hypocreaceae. The transcript is spliced from 3 exons. The coding region runs from base 1 to 7698 and encodes 2565 amino acids.
AUGGAGGACUCGUACAAUCACCCAGUGAAACGUGCCCAAACGUCUCUGUACGGCUGCUCCGCUCGCUCCCGCGUCCCUCCCUCCCUCGGCAUCGCAUUAAGCGCGCAGGCCCAGCCGACGACGACCUAUCAAGUCAACGUGAGCCGGAAGAAGACGAGAAAAUGGGUCGAGGCCAAGGUCCAGAACUAUGACGGCGACGACUGGGGAGCUGACGAGUUCGACGAAGAGUCUGACCAGGAGCCUGUGCCGCCUCCGCCAAUCAACCCUUCGCUGCGCACGUUCUCCGGCACCGACCUGCUACACUCUCGGCACAAUACCCCCAGCCCAGCAUCGAGUCUGAGUGCGCUGCCGUCGCUGCGAACACAGGCCCAGCAGUCGCAGCAGCAGCCUGCCGCAGUACCACCGCCAGCCGGCCAGCCACCGCGGAUAGGAGUCUCUUCUCCCGACGUAUCAGACGUCUCGAUUCGCAGCGCCUCCGAGUCCAUUGCCAGUGGCCAUGCUGUAUCACCGCAGUCCGUGACCGCCUCCCACGGACGUGACGGCGAUAGCAACCUGUCGCUAGCCGGUAUCGCCCAGCUACCUUCGCACACGCAGCUACAAGAUCAGCAACAACAAGGUCCCGGCGGCUAUGAUGUGUCACGGUCUUCCAGCUUUGAGCGCUCUAUAAAGCCCACGCCCACGCCCACGCCUCCUGUUGGCAAUCGCUCUUUGUCGCCCCAUAUCUCCGCACCGUCGGCACCACCUGCAGAUCAACCUCCCCCCAUCAUCUACUCGCCCGAUAACUACAGCCGUCUCAACGAUGACAACGAGCAUCAACCUUUAGCACCGGCUCCUGUUAUACCCUCAACCAGUGGAGGUUGGUCCGGAUCUGCCCCCCAACCACUGUCUGGCGCGGAUAGGCGUGACACUUGGGAAAGAGACGACGGUUCCCUUCAUGCUGGCCAGUCGGACAAUCAAACAGCUCGUCUGGAUAUUGAGUCUCAAGCUGGGAUUGAUCGCGGACGCAUGUCCGUUAGCCCCAAGCUGCCAGACCUUGCUCGCAUGUCCGCCUUUGGCGCUGACCUAUUCUCUUCUUCGGCAAGCCAAAACGCGCCAAAUAUUCCUCCGGUGAUUGAAUCUAGCCCCGACAUCCCCAGUGCCAACCAGUCGCGCUGGAAGCCCCCUGCGGUGCCGGCCGAGGAAGAGGAUCACUCCGAAGCGCCAGGAGGCGCUCCUCUUUCUCAACCAAACAAUCUGUUUCCUGGCAGGAAUCUUCCGGACAUUCCCCCUUUGCGAACCCCUAGCCCCCAUGAGACGCACGCUGCAGAUGCCUUGUUUGAUUCUCAAGGUACCAAAAUUACCCCUACGGAGCCUCUUCAGCCUGGCAGGGGAGAAACUCUGCCUGAUUUGGAUGGACCUCAGUCGUUCCACAGAGUGCAGACUUACAGCACGGCCGAAUCAUCUCCUCUGAAGGACAGUCCGGUGAAGGAGAGCGACGUCCUCAGUGAUGAGAUUAUGCGGACGCUCAGCCCCUCUGGCGCGACUCCUGCCGAAGUCAAGCUUAGUGACGGCCCCCAGCUGCACCCUCCGGGGGACCGCAGUGCCGUCAGAGAGAGCAGCUAUACACUGAUGGACUAUGACAGCUACUGGGCAGACACCGGGGACGAUCCGAGUCUAGGCCAUGAACAUCUGCCAGUGCCGCCGCCCGAGGAUCUCCAGAGCACACCGUCGGCUCCGGAGACGGAGCCUGCUCAUUCGGCCCAGCCAGGACUGCAGUUGGCCACGAAUUCCACGCCUCCGCCUCCGGCAGCGACUACGGUUACCUUUGAUUCGAUUUUGUCUCCUCAGCAGUCUCAGCAAUUGCUCAAAGAACAGCCAGAACAGCAGAAUGAACAGCAACCGCCGUCGACUCUUAGACGCAGAUUCUCCUGGGAGGCCGAAGAGGAACAGCGCACUCCUACUCCCACGACUCCGGCUCAGGCAACGGGCGAUGGCUCAUCUGCUCCCGCGCUUCACCUGAGACCGUUUGAGCCGUCCGUGACGAACGUGGGUAACGAAUCUCGUAGCCAUAGCCCUGUUUCUCAGCUGUCGCAGGCACCACCAGCAGCGACGGGAUCCGGCUCGGGAGGCCUGGCGCUGCAGACUUCAGGUGCUCUGCCAGGACAUGAUCCAUCGCUUCCUGAGCCUCCGUCUCCCGUAUCUGUGUCGGUGAAGAGCGACAGGCCGUCCACCACGGCUCGCGACCAGGCGCGGUUGUCCAUCGCCGAAGAAAAGCUGCUCGCAGAACAGGGUGCCAUCAGUUUGGUGACAGGAACUCCACCUCCGCCCCCGGAAUCUCACCCGGCCGUGUCUUCACCGACUUCUGCAGCAUCCGUGCCGGCUCCACAAGCCCCUGCCCCUAAUCCAAACCCGCAUGCACAGACCAAAGCCAUGAGCUUCCGAGAGAUCAUGGGGCUGUCGACGCCCGCAGAGAGGAUCGCAAAAUACAAUGAGGCUCGCCAGGCUCUGGCUGCAAGAGACUCUGGCCUGCAGAGCUGGCUACUGUAUAUGACCACUGAGCAUCCCGACCUUUCGGCAUCCAUCUCUGCUCCGGGCGGCCACUUGAUAUCUCAAGCGACCAACGACGCCUCCUUGCCGGCCGGGUCUCAAAUCUCAAGCCAGCAACAGCCCUAUUACCAGCAAUAUCUUAACGCUAGCUCGCCCAGCACGUCUGUGCCACAAGUCGGAGGGGGUGGAGGUGGCGGUAGCGGAGGCGGUGGUGGCCGCUCGAGGUUGGGUGGACUGUCGAUGCCAUCCCAGAUGUCUGGCAGUGCCUUUGGCCAUUCGGGCAACCAGAUCGGCACCAAGAGCAAGGAAUUCAUGCAUUCGGCUGGAAAGAUGGGCAAGGGACUGUUGAGCAAGGGCAAAAGCAAACUGCGCGGAAGCGGGGACAAGGUUGAUAUCAUCACUCCGGACCAUCCGACCCCGAACAAAGCACAGCGACGAUCGACCUGGCGCUUUAGCCUCGAACCAAGACCCCGAGAAGACGAUCCUGCCCCACAUUCCAGCGAUGACAUCUCCACGACACCGCCACAGCUGCCCGACCCGUCCCCGGUCUCCCCCUUGGAUGCUGCAUCUGGCCCCGGAUCCGCCUUUCCGUGGAGUGUCUCGAAUGACAACACGCCAGACCUCGACCCGUCAGCCGUGAAGCAGCCUGGCGAGGAACACGUCAGACCGGGCCAAUUAUCAACCGCCAGCAAUUUCUUCCACGGGCCUCAUGCGUCAGCCGAUGAAGGAGAGAACCUGUUCUCUACUGGCCAAAGAAUCUCCGACUCGACUCCGGAUACAGUGACGCCGGAUGAUUGGGUCAUGGUUCAGCAUCAGGGUGAACGGAGCCGGGCCAACAGAAUGUCUUCGUCCUUCAGAGCAAUGGUGAAUACCAGUUCCGCUCCCGCAAUUGGCCCUGGAGCCGACCAUGACGCGGCCCAGCCACAAACUCAAAUUCAAGGCCAACCCCCCAUUCAGAACCUGCCCCUGGACGGAUCGGGUGCGCCAAAGCGCAACUCGUCUUUCAUCGGCUUGCCGCCCAUCAGGAGGGGCUCGACGUUUGGCACAAAAUCAAAGGCACGGAGGGCUUCUGAACGCUUUGCCCUAGACGAUGACGAGGAUGUCGGCGGCUUGGGAGGUGAUGGUGCUGACCUUAACGCCUCUCUCUUCUCCCCUGUCGGCGCCGUCGAUGCGUCGAAGCAGGAUAUAGAGGCAGUGACAGGUGCAGACCCGAGAUUUGGCCCGGAACAAACUACCAACGCAGGCCAUCUCCAUUAUCCCCAUCACCCUCAUCCACAGCAGCCUCAACAACCUCACCAUGCAGGGCAACAGCAGCAACAGAGGGAGCAUUUUCCUGGUGAGCAUGGACCUCAGUUUGUCCCGGCCGCGCCUAUGCUAGGUAGCCUAGUUCAGAAACUGCCCCCCGCCGGCCCGUGGAAGCUCGAAGAGAGUCACCUGGCCGAGCCACUUCAUCUCACCAAAAAGCGCUCUGGCACAGACUUUGCUCAGCAGAAUGCCUACUAUGGCUACGACAAGGAACUUGGAUUGGAAUUCCCGGCCGCCCCGGUGCCUGCUCCCCAGGGCCCGCCUGCUCGAUUCAGAAGCGAUGUGCCUCCAUCGUCUGCUCGACGCUAUCCCGAGCUGUUUCAGCUAUCUCACGGCCAGGAUCCGCGGCAACAUAACCGCGGUCAAGGAUUCCCGCCCCAAAUGCAGAACCGCCCGCCUAGAGAGGGAGCAGCCGCUCCACGACAGCAACAAGGAGGGCCGGAGUCCGACGAUCGUGGACGCAGGAGGAACUCGGGCAUAUUCAAGGAAAUUGGAACCCGGCUUGCGAGGGCUACUUCGCGAGAACGCCGAGGCUCUGUCACCGAAGCCAGACCCCCCUCCUUGCAGCUUCGAGGGGAUGAGGUUUCGGAAACUAGUGUGGCCACGGAGGAUACCGCUGAUCGCAGGAAGAAGCGGGCCAGCUUCCUUGGCUUCUCUGGUCGUCCUUCGUCAACCGAACAGGCGAUUCGGAGGGAAGAGGACACGACCCACCAAGCGCGUCAGCGAGAUACACGGUCGGCUGGCGGCGAGCCGCCCGCUGAUCCUCGUGAGGAGCGUAAGCGCGCCUUCUUUGGUGCUGGACAGUUCAGGAUAGGCCCGGGGAACUUCUCUCGCUCAUCCACUUCGAACGCCGCCUUUGAGUCUGCUGGUGAUGGCCGAGACGGCGGGGCUGCGCAUAAGAGACGGAUAUCCGAUAUUGCCAAAGUGUCAGGAAUCACAGGCCUAUUCUCUCGCUCUCGCCAAGAUCGUGCUUCACUGGGCGCGAUACCCAGGCAGCACACUGAUGACCACAGGCAAACUUCCCAGACACAGGACCAGGCGGCCGCUGUUUUUCGGCCGUCCAUUCAACUACCCUCUUUGGAUUUUGCUUCAGAUCGACUAGGUUCCAUGUCGAGCCUAGGGUUUGAAGAGUCUUUUCAGAACUACGGCCGCGAGGAGGAGGAGGAGGAGGGGGAGGAGAGUAAGCAGCAGCGGCAGCAGCAACAUGCGCUCGAACAGCCUACGCAGAUACCAUUUGGUAAUUCUAAAGCCUCCCCUGCAGCUAAUGGCCAGGAGAAAUCAUCUGCCUCGCUAGGGUUUGCCUUGCCUCAAAUCACGCCGCUGUCACAGAUCAUGGCUCUGGAUUCCGGACGACAGACAGCUCAAAACAACCACCAGCCCCCGCUCUCCACCACUACCCCAGUGGCUCGUGCCGUCAUCCCACAGACAGGUCCGCAGGUUGGGAACUUGGCUGCUGCAGAGGGCCGGCGGGUUUCUGGAGACGUGGCUCUGGAGACUCUGGAGACCUCGCCCACGUCUCAAGUGGGGUCUACGACGGGGGAAAAGACUCCAAGGGCCCAAGAGUUUGCGUUUCAGGAGAAAAUGCCGCCCCUCUCUGUUAAGAGGGAUGAUGUUAGCGAAGAAGAUGUGCUGAGAUCACAGACAGUAUCCCCGGAUAUAUCCAUUGUAUCCACGUCCAAAACCGAAGAGCAAGCCAUCGUUCAACCACAAAGCCGUACUUCGGAGCACGACGAGAUUGUCGAGGGCGUUCUGAUUACUCCUCCUCCCGAGGCACCUCCUCUGGCCUCGGACUCUGACCUUGCUGCUGGCCGUUCUGUCAUUCACCACACUGUUUCUCACAACAUACCUCCACCAUCGGUCCACUCUUUCCCAUCUGUUUCUUCUCUCCGCGAGAGAUCCGAUGUCAAGUCUGUUCUGCAGGGAGAAAGCUCUGUGCAUCAAGCCGAAGGUAGUGUGGCUCUAUCUCCGGAGCCUUCGCCGCAAGUUGCAAAGUCUCAGGUGUCGAGCAAAGCCGCAACGCCGGUAUCUCGACAUGAACAGCUUCAUUCGCCAGCCUCGGCGGCCGUCAACCCGCCGGAUACGCAAAACACUGAGCCUCCAGCCACUCCUCGGUCUCACACCAGAUCCGAGCCUCAGCAGCAUCUUGUUGACACAGCAGAGCAGCGGAACUUCCCUACUUCGGCAUCCCCCCUGCUUGCAGGUACGCAGGCACCACAGCAGCUGCGGCCUCAAUACCCACCUUCGGCGAGCCUGUCCAAUGCAUCUGUCGCUUCAGAUAUGUCGACAACAAUGCACCCAGUUCGAUCUGUGCCGCAACACUUGACCCCAGGACUUCCUGGGCCACUCGGGCGAGCGUCUACCCAACCCCAAGAGGCUGCAACACAACAGAAAGACGGCCAAGCAUCACGUUGGAAAGGACUUAGAAACCGAAUGACGGAGCAAAUCUCCCAAAGGACUCAGCAGCCGCAGCAACAGCAGCAGCAGCAGCAGCAGCAGCAUCCACAGCAACAGAGCCUGAACCCCGGCCAGAACAAGACUGCUGUGGCGGACAAGAUCAGGGGCAACAAGUUGCUUGGCGCCCUCAGGCGAACGCCCAAACAGGUAGAGAGCACGCAGACUCAGGGCAGCGUGCAGCCACCUCCCGGGCAGUCACAAAACCCGGGCUCCCAUACUUACACUCAAGGAUAUCAGCUGCAGCCAGGACAAAUACAGGGGCCGCGCCCUGAUGCUAUGCCGGCCAACAAUGGCCAAUAUCUGCAGGCAUCUGGACAGCCCCCCAAUCUUCCUAGAGCCAAGACGAUGUCUCCUGUGCCUCCACAGCAGAGUGCGCCGCCUCGAAUUCAGACUCGCUCAUCAGAGCCGCGUUAUGAGACGGUACCUAUUCCCAGGGGAUAUGCGGCGGUGCAUGGCGAGGGCACUACAAUACCGUCGCCAUACCACCAGAACCUUCGACGUCAAAUGCCGCCCGGUCAGUUUGCUCCCCAGCCACAGCAACUGCACCCAUUGCAGCAACACCCUCGUCCCUAUCCACAUGUACAACCACAGCAGGGAUGGCAGGCUGGCCAUCCUCCUCUCAUGUCCAAUUACCAGCUUCAGACCUUGCAAUCGCCAUCCCUCCGGACGGCUCAAGGCCCAGUAUCAGCACCUGUGCCGAAUGAGAGGUCUUCUCAUAUGAGGGUUUUCUCUGAUUCACGGGCCGACUAUUAUGAUGCCCGUAGCACGGGUUCAUUCAACACGCAGUUGAGUCAGCACAACAGGCACAGCUCUCAGGGGAGUUACGCCAGCAAACUUGAGCCGCGGCCCACCACCGGUUCGGGCAGCAACCUUGGAGUGUCGCAUCCAGGAAGCCCACAGCCGUCCGAGAAAGGGAAUCCGUCUGUUGUGGACGGCACUCGAUCUGCUCCACGAAGCCCAGCUGUGUCGGUAGGAGCCGAUCAGAAGCCUGGCAUCAAGCCCGAGCCCAAUUCGGAAGUGACAGCUGAGCCAACUCCGGCUUUGAACCUUGACAUAGAUGUCGAGAAAGCUCGGCAAUUGGUGGAGGAGAAUCUCUACGAUGCUACGCCCAAGGUAGUGCCCGGCGCUGCAGAUAAGUCGUCUGGCAGCUCUGAGGCAGUGCCAAAGGAAGAGGCAGAAACCUCGAAAGCGGCGGAGGUCAAGCCAGAUCUGCCGCCGGCAAGCACCGGUGUGGUGGCUGAGCUGGAAGAUACUGAAGAAGCACGAAAGCGAGCCAUUAGACUGGCAUCCCAAGAGGAGAAGAUUUACUACGAGCCAGAGGAUUUUGAGCCCAAGAUGAGCGCAACGAGCUAUCCCGGACAAGAAUGGAAUCCGUUCGGCGAGCCGGAAUUUGCAGAUUGGAAGGAAGAUUGAUGAAGGGGGCUCCUGGGUCGCUCGUGGAUACGAUAUGAGCACAGGUAUAUAUGAUUAGACGUGGAAGAGUGGUCUUUUCGUUGUUCCUUUGUUCAUCUCGAUACUUGUCUUGUCGAAACGGAGCACACGUGUCAUUUCAGAUACCCCAUGCACUUUCAUUUGUUCAUAUGCAUUGCUGCGGAAGCAAGCGAGCGAGCGAGCGAUGUC